GGUGAUAUCCCUGGCACUCACCCCAAAUAGGGGCGGGAGAUGGAGGUGCACAUUGGACUCGGGGGGGUCUACAAGCAGCCUCCAGGGAAAAUGAUACGUGGAGUCUUUGAGAAUCUUUUUUUGAGCGUCAGGGAGGCUCUGCCAGGUGAGAGGAGAACAGCUGCUUCUCUGGACACCUCCAGCCCCCUCUCCUCUUGUGCUCACCCCCAUCCCACCUGGAGCAACUCCUCACCCUGGUCCGAAGCCCGGGCCACCCCGUGGAGAGAACCACAGGGAGCGAAGCAGGAUCCGCCACCCUGCAGCCCUCAGAGCCAGCCACCCCAGUUCCCUCUCAGCAGCUGCCCAACAGAAUUGAAGGAGAUCCUGGGCGACCAGGGAGGGAUGCCGGAGGAAGGCAACCCAGAGCCAUCGUCCAAGGAAGGUUAUCCAGAGGGCAUCUCCGACAGUGCCAAAGAGAUCUGCAAAGCGGUGUCUGUGUCCCUCGGGCUCAGCAUGGAGGCGCUGGAGCAUCUGAGCACCGCGGGGGAGGGGCAGAGAGGUGACUGCAUGUUCGCGGGGCCCUCACAUCACACCAUGGACGCCCAGAAAUGCCAAGUGGCUGAGGAAGACAAGAGUGACACCUCAUCCUCCCAGUACCAUGAAGGUGCCUUUAGGAGGGCUGGCCAGAGUACCUAUUCUCCUGGCAAAGCCCCAGAGGAUGGCAGUUCAUUGCCCGCAGAAGAUAAAGAGCAGCCCUGCACCGACAUGGCACUGCCGGAGCCCGGGGUCUUGAGAAGCCGUGGGAUGGAGAUGAUUCCGAGCCUGACCUUAUACAAGCCUACUGCUUUUAUGGAGGACAGUCCUGCUUACCCAAGCCGGGACUAUUACAGCUUUCAGAUGGCACUUGCUCCACAUGGCAGGAUAAAGGUGGAGAGCCCCAUGGAGUUCGCCGGCGGCGCUUGGGGAGGACCGAGCCGAUACGGCGAGCUCCCCGGCUUUCCACACUGCGGCCCCUCCGCCAACUGGCAUUCCCUCUUCGAGGAUGGACAGACCUCGGCUUCUUACGCAGAUGCCGGUUUGUACAGCUACCCACGAAGCCACGUACCGCCGGGGCCGGACGCCGAAUUCCCCGCCGAGGCUUGGUAUCCGGCGACCGCCAUGUUGGGAAGGGUUCCAUAUGGGAGUCCAGUGAAGACGGAGAUGGCCCCAUGGAUGGACGGCUACCCCGGUGCAUUUGGAGAGAUGAGGAUGGAGGGGGGCAGGGAACACCUUUUACCCAUCGACUAUUACUUCCCGCCACAGAAAACCUGCUUGAUCUGCGGAGACGAGGCGUCCGGGUGCCACUACGGUGCGCUGACAUGUGGCAGCUGCAAAGUCUUCUUCAAGAGAGCAGCGGAAGGAAAACAGAAAUACCUUUGUGCCAGCCGAAAUGACUGCACCAUCGACAAAUUCCGGAGGAAAAACUGUCCGUCGUGCCGUUUGCGAAAAUGUUACGAGGCUGGCAUGACAUUAGGAGCACGUAAACUGAAGAAGUUGGGUAAUCUGAAGGCUCAGGAAGAGUUGGAAGGAUCUCCUGGCCAGGGAGAAGGAAGAGAGAUGACACCAAACAUGUCCAUUCCACAUCUCGAGGGCUAUAGCUGCCAACCAAUCUUCCUGAAUGUGCUAGAGGCCAUAGAGCCCAUCGUGGUUUGCUCUGGACAUGACAACAACCAGCCCGACAGUUUUGCAUUGUUAUUGAGCAGCCUCAACGAGCUGGGAGAGAGGCAGCUGGUGCACGUGGUGAAGUGGGCAAAGGCAUUACCAGGUUUCCGUAACCUGCAUGUAAACGACCAAAUGACCGUCAUACAGUACUCCUGGAUGGGCCUUAUGAUAUUCGCUAUGGGAUGGAGGUCGUUCAAAAACGUCAACUCAAGAAUGUUGUACUUUGCUCCAGAUUUGGUGUUUAACGAGUACCGCAUGCACAAAUCACGCAUGUACAGCCAGUGUGUUCGAAUGCGUCACCUGUCGCAAGAAUUUGGAUGGUUACAGAUCACACCAGAGGAGUUCCUGUGUAUGAAGGCCCUUCUGCUCUUCAGCAUUAUUCCUGUGGAAGGUCUGAAAGAUCAGAAGUGCUUCGAUGAGCUGCGGAUGAACUACAUUAAGGAACUAGAUCGAGUCAUCUCCUGCAAAAGGAACAACCCAGCUUCCAGCUCACGGCGGUUUUUCCAGCUCACCAAACUCCUGGAUUCAGUGCAGCCAAUCGCUCGUGAGCUGCACCAGUUUACAUUUGACCUCUUUGUGAAGGCCCAGAUGGUGAGCGUGGAUUUUCCUGAGAUGAUGUCCGAGAUCAUUUCUGUGCAGGUCCCAAAGAUCCUGUCUGGAAGAGUGAAGCCCCUCUACUUCCACAGUUCAUGAAGGUCCCCUCCGCGGGCCGCUUUCCCAUACCCAUGCAGUGUGCCUUAAGGGUCACCGUGUACAGAUAUGCAAAAUGGGACUCCGCCUCCAGCCUCCACCGCGUCACGUCAGAACGGCGUGACCGCUAAAA
Nanorana parkeri is the source of this 2503-nucleotide messenger RNA. It is a transcript of the gene AR, whose product is annotated as androgen receptor. Gene Ontology annotation, cellular component: nucleus. Gene Ontology annotation, molecular function: sequence-specific DNA binding; nuclear receptor activity; zinc ion binding. The coding region runs from base 40 to 2373 and encodes 777 amino acids. Lineage: Eukaryota; Metazoa; Chordata; Amphibia; Anura; Dicroglossidae. The transcript is spliced from 8 exons. Gene Ontology annotation, biological process: androgen receptor signaling pathway; regulation of DNA-templated transcription; male gonad development. The record is from RefSeq and is a predicted model, not a curated record.